This is a messenger RNA of Erinaceus europaeus (western European hedgehog), 531 nucleotides long. Its product is annotated as regenerating islet-derived protein 3-gamma-like. Gene Ontology annotation, biological process: antimicrobial humoral immune response mediated by antimicrobial peptide; positive regulation of cell population proliferation; response to peptide hormone. The record is from RefSeq and is a predicted model, not a curated record. NCBI's taxonomy places the organism in Eukaryota, Metazoa, Chordata, Mammalia, Eulipotyphla, Erinaceidae. Gene Ontology annotation, molecular function: peptidoglycan binding; signaling receptor activity; oligosaccharide binding. The transcript is spliced from 5 exons. The coding region runs from base 1 to 531 and encodes 176 amino acids.
AUGCUGCUUCCCACAGCUUUCUUCACUGUGUCCUGGUUGCUGCAGUCCUUCUUGAUACUUGUCUCUCAGGUCCAAGGUGAGAUUUUUCAGCCUAAGGAGGAGCACACUCAGAGAAUCAGCUGCAAAGAAGGCACUGAUGGGACUGCCUUUCCCUGCUAUGCCUUGUUUAUGACACCAAAAUCCUGGAUGAAUGCAAAUAUGUACUGCCAGAAGUGGCCCUCAGGACACCUUGUAUCUGUACUCUCUGAGUCUGAGGCAUCCUUUGUGGCCUCGAUGGUUAAGAACAAUUUGGGUAACUCAGAUUAUGUUUGGAUUGGGCUCUAUGACCCCACCGAGGGUACAGAGCCUAACGGAGGUGAAUGGGAAUGGAUUAGCAAUGAUAUGCUGUAUUACCAUGCCUGGGAGAAAAAUCCUCCCACCUUUCCAUACUCUGGCUACUGUGGGAGCCUGAUAGGAAAAUCAGGAUACCUGAAGUGGAAAGAUUUUGACUGUGACUUAUUGUUACCCUAUGUCUGCAAAUUUAAGGACUAA